Adineta steineri is the source of this 2058-nucleotide messenger RNA. The record is from the annotation of a GenBank genome assembly. Lineage: Eukaryota; Metazoa; Rotifera; Eurotatoria; Adinetida; Adinetidae.
AUGUAUUUUCUUGUAUUAUUUGAACCAACAAAUAAACGUGCGAUUUAUCAAAAUGAUAAUUUAAUGGAAAAAUUAACCGUUAAAGAUUUAUUAGAAUGGAUUUGUAAGCAAUUUCAUUUUGAAAGUAGUACUGGCGAAACAGGCAAUCGACGUUUAUCAUUAAUAUAUAAUAAUACUGAAUUACAAUUACAUUGGUUUCUUCAAGAUGUAAAUAUACGUUUUGGAGCAACGGUUAGAUGUAUGGUUAAAGAAGAUCGUAUACCUGACUAUCGUCUUUUUCUACCAAUUCGAAAUGAAACAUUCGAUGUAUUCGAUUCCACAUUACAUCCAACUGAAACGACUGUUUUUCAAUUACGUGUUGUUGCUAGCCAUAAAUCAGGACUACCAUUAUCAGCUUUUCGUCUGGUUACUGACACACACGAUGAAUUAUUUGAUCAUGUAAGAUUAUCACAAUAUGAUAUAGAUUAUCGUGCAACAUUAACUAUACAAACAUGGAUUGGAUGGUCGGAUUUUUUUACUUAUGCCAUUAAAGGUUAUACAAAAGCUGUAUUGAAAUUAGUUAGUUCUGAUGAACUUGUUCGACAAUAUAUGCUUCAAGUUGCAUUAUAUAUUUCUGCGCAUUAUGGACAUCAGGAUCUGGCUAGAGCUUUACUUCAAUUAGAAGCACGAGCUGAUCGUCCAGUUGGUCAUCAUCCAUCUCGUCAAUGGUGUUCAACAGAUUGUGUACAUCCAGAAUAUUUUCGUUGUCCAAUACAUGAAGCUAUUGCAUCUUUACAAGUUAAUAUCGUUACUUUAUUUGGUUCUCGAGAUGUUUCUAUACUUCAAAAAAAUGAUGGAUACGGUUUAAAACCCUGGCGAUUAGCUUUACGUCAAGAAGUUAGUCAAAAACAAUAUGAUAUAGCAUCAUUUAUUUUAAUCAAACAAUUUGAUGGUGUACGUUUAUCCAAUAAAGUAACUGUACCACAACGUUAUGUUUAUAUAUUUAAACAAUGGGCAGAAAGAGCACGUGAACAUGUUUAUGCUCAACAUGGUCUACAAUGUAGUUCAUUAAAACGUAAACCAUUAAUUAAUCAUGGUGAAUCAUUAUUAGGUUAUAAAGUAUUAGUUGAUGGGUAUAAUAAUGAUUUUCAAGAUUAUUAUUCAACAGCUGAAUAUGCAAAAGAUAAAAUGCGUACAGGAUACGUUAUACUUGAUGAACGAGAAAGAAUUCGGUUGAAAAAUACCGAAAAUUAUAUGAAAAACGUGGCUACUUCAUUGCAAAAUAGAAUAUCAAUAAAUCCAACACCAAUUCAACAAACAAAAGGUAUUACACCAUCAAUUACUACUUCGAGUUCAGGUGGAAUUAGUGUAGGAAAAAAAUUAUGGUCUAAAAUUGCGAGGUUAUAUCGUUUGGAAACUUAUCUUCUUCGAAAUGCAAUUGAUCUUAUUGAAUCAGGUCUUAUUACAGAUGAAAUAAAAUCAAAUCCAACUCGACAUAAUAUUAAUACAACAGUAAGUCGUGUAUCAUCUUCUAUUUCAUCGAGUUCAUCAGCUAAUUCUUAUGUUCCAAUUCGUAUACGUUUAUUUGUUGGACAAUUUCGUUUAAUUAAAGAAAUGAUGUAUAAACCAGAUAAAGAUGGUCGAACAUUACGUCAUUUAAGUGGUGUUGAAUGGGCUAAAGUACGACGUGGACAAAAUAAUGCUUGGCAUACAAAACGUGCUAGUACAGCAGUAAAAUCAAAAAAUAAACAAAAACGAAAUAAAUUAAAUGAAGAAAAGAAAACUAAAACAACUCAAUUACCUGAUAUUCAACGAGCAGAAUCUUCAUCAGCAAAAAUUCCUUUACCUAAAGAACGUCGAAAAAUUGAUUAUCGUUUUAUAUUACGUGGAAAUGAUAAACUUCAUAAAGAAAUAAUGUAUGAGUGGGAAAGAGCAACUCGAUAUACAUUACCAUCAUUAUGUGUUCAAAGUUUAACUGAAGCGAGUAAGUUUCAACGAAAAUCCUGGAUACGUCAAGUUAAUAUAGCCAUGCAAUUUGCUACGAAUCAUAGUCGACGAACAUUUAAAACAUUUGUUUAA